Molecule: messenger RNA, 1119 nt
Organism: Polistes canadensis
Lineage: Eukaryota; Metazoa; Arthropoda; Insecta; Hymenoptera; Vespidae
Product: Y' element ATP-dependent helicase YJL225C-like
Exons: 3
Source: RefSeq, a predicted model, not a curated record
ACAGUUAAAGAUAGUGCACUUAAACACUAUAGUGAUCAGAUUUCGCGAUCACAAAGAUCUGCAUCAGCACAUGCCACUGCCACUGCACAUGCACAUGAACAUGCAGCUGCAACUGGAAAUGCAAAUGCUACUGCACAUGCACAUGCACAUGCAUAUGCAACUGCGAUUGCGCAUGCACAUAAUCAUGUAAAUGCAACUGCAUCUACACAUGCCACUUCAAAUGCAAAUAAAAUUGAAACUGCAUAUACAACUGCAACAGAACAAGCACAAUGCUACUGCAAAUGCAAUUGCAUUGGCACUUGCAACUGCACAUGCAAAAGGAAGGCACAUGCAACUGGAAAUGCAGCUGCUAGUGUACAUUUACAUGCGCAUGCAUAUGCAACUAAAACAGCGAUUGCUACUGCAACUGUACACGCAAAUGUAACUGCAACUGUAACUGAAACUGCACAUGCCCAUUUACAUGCAGAUAAAAAUGCAAACGCUACUGUAAAUGAGCAUACUACUGCAACUGCACACGCACAUGUAAAUAAAGCUGUAGCAGCAAAUGCACAUGCAGAUUCAACUGCAACUACAAAUGCACAUAGUCAUGUAACUACAACUGCGCAUGCACAAGAACCGGCAUAUGCAACUGCAACUGCACAUGCACAUGUAACUAAAACAGCAACUCUAACUGCCACUGUACAUGCUCAUGUGACUGUAACUACAAUUACACAUGUACAUGCACAAGCUAUAUCAACUGUAAAUGCAACUGUACCAGCACAUGCACAAGAAACUGCACAAGCACAGGUACAAACAACUGCUACUGCUCAUGCAACUGCACAUGCACAUGCAACGGCAACAGAACCAGUACAUACUAAAAGAACUGCAAUAGCAGAUGCACAUGCAGCUGCCACUGCAAUUGGGAUUGCCACUGCAUUUGUAACUGAACAGGAACAUGCAAAUGCAACUGCCACUAAAAAUGCAACUAAUCAUGCUCAUAGACAUGCAAAUGCAACUGCCACUAAAAAUGCAACUGAUCAUGCACAUAAACAUGCAAAUUUAACUACGACAGCAACGGCAACUGCACAUGCACGUGUAACUAAAAUGCAACUGCAUCUGCUACUCCACAAGCAUACGUAA